GGUAUGACAUUCUCAGCACUGGCUAGAAAGGAAGGAACCACGAAACGUUCCAAAUAUGUUAAGGAUACAUGUGUUCGCCUAUCGCGGUUUCUGGAUGUCAAAAUAAGAGAAGCUCUCUAUGUAAUGAAGCAUGACGUUACAUCAUUCUUGAACGGUACGAACUGGAAUGUAGUCGAAACUCAAGUAAGAGAAUGUCUUGAGAAAAAUGCAACUGAGAUGGAAAAUGAGAUGCUACUACAACAAGAAGAAAGUAGUCUUGACGACACUUCUGAUGAGGAGCAAACCGGGAAAAGCGAAAUUAGUGGUGACGUUGUUGACGCUAGAAUUGGGUUAUAUGGAAUUUUGUUAGCAAGGGUAAGCUAG
Molecule: messenger RNA, 363 nt
Organism: Strongylus vulgaris
Lineage: Eukaryota; Metazoa; Nematoda; Chromadorea; Rhabditida; Strongylidae
Source: the annotation of a GenBank genome assembly